GUAGUGGAUGAGUAAAGCCAGCAGGGGACAGUAACGCAACUAAAAGGAUGUGAACUGCCAUAAAACCCCGAAGACGAAGAAGUGGCGACGAAGUACAGUAACAAGCAAUGAAAGGUUAUUCCAUAGUGACUGGGUGGAGCGCCAACAUGCAGAGUUUGGUGGUGCAGGCACUAGCCAUGAGGCAGCUAGGAAGGCUGAACCCUCGCCACCUGCUGGCUGCUGGAUAUGGACUGAGGCAGGCUGAGUGGUGCCCCAGGGCCAUCCACACACGCCAGCUCUGGGGCUGUGCAGCUUUCCCCACACUUGGCUGUCACGGGCCUGCUGUCCGUGGCAGAGAUGCUCUUAGGAGUUGGUCUGUCCAUCAUCUGAGGUUUAAAAGCAACAAGAAGAAAGGUGCUGCUCGGGCGGCACAGGAGGAAGAUGAGGAAGAUAAGGAGGAUGAAAAAGACCCAGAGGACAGUGAUUAUGAAGAUGAGGUGGAUGAGAACCCAACACUACCUAAAGACUAUAAAGACGUGGAGAAAUAUGUGCAGUCCUUUCGAUAUGAUGUCAUCAUGAAAGCUGGCCUGGACAUUGCACGCAAUAAAAUUGAGGACGCUUUCUACAACAACAAGCUCAGAAUAAAUGGACAGAGACUCAUCAAGAAAAGUAAAACGGUGAAAGUUGGGGAUACCUUGGACUUGGUAUUGUCUGAGAACCAAGAAACAAACACCGUUACUCUGAUGAGAGUCAUCCCCCGGAGAGUUUUAGGUCAAUCGAGUAACACAGAAAACUACAAAGUUGCCAUGAGGCGCUGGAAAAGGAUAGAGCUUUCCAAGGAUGAGGCCUUUAAGCCCUGAACUUUAAUGGGACAGUAUUGACUGUAAUGCCAUUGGUCAGCAUCCCGCUUUCAAAUGAAUGCAUUUGAAUAGAGUGGAGUUUGCUGUCUUUGUAGACAUUAAGCAGUUGGUUGGGGGAAAGAUUUAAAAUGUUUAUGUCUCCACUAUACUGUGAGACAAUAAAGGUGCACUUGGUGCGAAGAGCACAUGACAUGUUCUUGAAGUUUU
Molecule: messenger RNA, 1046 nt
Organism: Larimichthys crocea (large yellow croaker)
Lineage: Eukaryota; Metazoa; Chordata; Actinopteri; Sciaenidae
Gene: mtres1
Product: mitochondrial transcription rescue factor 1
Exons: 4
Coding region: 108-839 (243 amino acids)
Biological process (GO): regulation of mitochondrial transcription
Cellular component (GO): mitochondrion
Molecular function (GO): RNA binding
Source: RefSeq, a predicted model, not a curated record